AUGGAACCCCUCUGUGGUAUGGAACCCCUAAGAAAAAUUGUUUAAAUUUUUGAACGUUUGUCUAUUGUCAAAUUACAUUUGACAAUGAUUUGACAUGCAUAUUGUUGACAUUUCAUAAAUGUUAUGUUAAUAAAACAAUUUCACUUAAAUUUCUUUACCGGUGCAAAAUCAAAUAGCAAAAUAUAACGUAGAUUACUAUCAAGGAAACGUAUUGGAACCGAGAUUAAACAAUCAUCGUUGGAUAAAUAAUAAUUAUCAUGCCUGGAGAUGAUAAUUUGCCUGUGAUAUUAGUCAGCGCUGCUGAUACUCCUUCCGCGUCAGCAAUAAUAUCAGAGUUGAAGCAUGACGGCACCGAGCCUCAGUGCAACGGUGUAUCACACGACAGCGACGAGGAACAGGAUUCGGCGCCCGUAUGGCACCUGACCAACAAAUACUACAGUGCGUCAGUUUGUCUGCGGGCGCUGGCAGACAGUUGUGAACCAGACCCUGGGGAUGAUGUGCAGGCACAUAUCAUAUAUCUUACUGAGGAUGAGUGUUCAGAUGCUACCGCCUGCGUGCGUCGCGCGGCUGCCGCGCGAGCGUCCCGCAACGCCGUCCGCCUCAUCGCCGCCCAAAUAGACCACGAACCCCCCGCCCUAGCGACAUGGGCGCGAACAUCACACUACGAACUAGUGCCGCUACUAGCGCCACCUGCCGAUCAAGAUGAGGAUUUCCCCGAGACGACAGGAGUAGCGCGCUUGCGUGAGGCGCUGCAUGCGCACGCGUGGCCGGGGAUGCGCCGCGCUGGCGCCGUCAGAGCGCCCGCCCCUGACUUGAAUGAUGACUCAUCAUCCGACUCGUCAUCUUGGGGUUCGUGGACGGGCGCCGACGAGGCGGGCGCAGUCGAGCGAGCAGAGCAGUUUGCAGACGCACUAGCAAUGCUCCCGGCACGGCGCGCUGAAGGUGACGACGAUGCAGCUAGGAGGUUACACGCAGAACAACUGGUGGUUGCUUUCUGUCGCGCGCUGGGUCAUGACUUGAACUUAGAUGGGGACUUAUAGAAAUUCCUAAACAAUACUCUCUGCAUAUUACUUCUAAUCAUAUUCCGAGACGUACCCGCCUGCAGCGAAUAAUCGAGCGGGGGGCUGGCAUACUGGAGUCGCGAGUUCAAGUCUUAUCAGACUCUGAAUUUUUGAAAUAUUGUAAUUUUGUAAGCAGACGGUUAAUGCUGAUAACAUUAUUUAUUCACUCGUUGACUUUAUUAAACAGGUCUGCUAAAAA
Messenger RNA from Cydia pomonella (codling moth), 1260 nucleotides. RefSeq lists its product as uncharacterized. Bases 258 to 1040 code for a protein of 260 amino acids. Lineage: Eukaryota; Metazoa; Arthropoda; Insecta; Lepidoptera; Tortricidae. The transcript is spliced from 5 exons. The record is from RefSeq and is a predicted model, not a curated record.